CCUUUUUUAUUUUAUUUAUAUUUAUAUUUUUAUUUAUAUUUAUAUUUAUCAGAUAUGAAGGCAGAGUAUUGCGUCGAUUAUCUUUCCUAUCAAUGGUCACCAGAAGAUUUGAUUCAAACUUAUAAAGAAAACUAUAAACAACGUCAAUGUUAUAUCAUCAAUACAAUCACUCCUACUGAUACUUUAUUAACAAAAAAUGAAAAAAGAUUAAAGAAAUCUGAAGAAUAUAAAUUACUUCGAUUUCAGAAUGCUUUAUGGAGAACGAUGGCUAGAGAUUGUACAAACCAGCUUGGCCAGUCUAAUAAACUAAUUCACCCUUCCACUGUUAGUUGGCAAAAAGAAUCUGAUAUCACAUGGCUAUAUGGUCCAAUCUAUACAGCUACUUCCAACAAUAGAAAUAUUGAGAUGGAGAAGAAGAAGAAUGUACAACAACAACAACAGAAAACUUCUCCAACGCUUAAACCUGUUUUAAAAAAGUAUAACAGUAGUAACGUCACCCAAAACAUACCGACUUAUUCCGAUAAUAAUGUUAUGAUAGCAUCACGUACUAAUAGCUUUAGUAGUAUUAGUAGCAAAUCUUCUUCAGUUCACUUUAAUCCUGAAAUUAUCGAGAUUGAAUAUCAACCUGAAUAUCCUGUUUCCUCUAUUAUUGACAAUGACAAAAAUAACAACGAUAUGAUUUGGUCUUCACUCUUGUUACAAACUAGCAUUUCUUUAAAGUCUUUUCCUCGUUUUAUCUCUAUCUCUAAACAACAAAUAACUACCAUGACUAAAAAGAGAAAACAACUAUUACAUCCUUCUUCUUUACAAUUUGUGGCUUUGUUAGCUUCUACGAUGAAAUCGGUUAUUUCUUUGUCAACUACUUGGUUGUUAUUUCAAUGCUUAUCUUGGUUAACAAAACAAAAGAAUAUAACAACAACUGCUGGCCAGUCAUCAUCAACCAAAAAUAAUGUAAACACAAAGAGGGAGAAGGGGGGAGAUCAGCGAUGUUGUUGAAAAUCUUAUUAUUAUUAAAAGAAAAAAAAUUGUAAAUAAAAUGUUCAAGAUACCAAAUGGUAUACUUUUUCUUUU
This is a messenger RNA of Cokeromyces recurvatus, 1071 nucleotides long. RefSeq lists its product as uncharacterized. NCBI's taxonomy places the organism in Eukaryota, Fungi, Mucoromycota, Mucoromycetes, Mucorales, Mucoraceae. The record is from RefSeq and is a predicted model, not a curated record. Bases 55 to 996 code for a protein of 313 amino acids. The transcript is spliced from 3 exons.